Molecule: messenger RNA, 288 nt
Organism: Parastagonospora nodorum SN15
Lineage: Eukaryota; Fungi; Ascomycota; Dothideomycetes; Pleosporales; Phaeosphaeriaceae
Exons: 3
Coding region: 1-288 (95 amino acids)
Source: RefSeq, a predicted model, not a curated record
AUGCCAAGAUGCAAGUGGAUUAAGUUGUGCCAGCCACCGGUUGCGAUCGCCUGCCAAGUCGUCUCCGACAGCGAGUUGUUUCCACUUCUGGCCAUUCUGAGCCUCCGAACGACUCAGCCUAUGCAGGCUAUCGAGACGCAGGCCAACGUCAACAGGGAGAUAAAAGUGGUACAGUUUACCAGGCGCCCUGACGUUCCCCUCGUUGCCAUGCAGCCUUUCCUCCGUGGUACCGAGCUUAAAACCACCACGUUGCUGGCGAUCUACGGAAAAGAGCAGGCACUGGGAUGA